Molecule: messenger RNA, 741 nt
Organism: Haliotis rufescens (red abalone)
Lineage: Eukaryota; Metazoa; Mollusca; Gastropoda; Lepetellida; Haliotidae
Exons: 5
Coding region: 1-741 (246 amino acids)
Source: RefSeq, a predicted model, not a curated record
AUGCCAGGUUACGGGGACGCACUGUCUAAGGAGACGGAGAUAUUCCCGGUGACAGAGACAGACGCACUGUGUAAGGAGACGGAGAUAUUCCAGGUGACAGACGCACUGUGUAAGGAGACGGAGAUAUUCCCGGUGACAGACGCACUGUGUAAGGAGACGGAGAUAUGCCAGGUGACAGAGACGUACUGUGUGACAGACGCACUGUGUAAGGAGACGGAGAUAUUCCCGGUGACAGACGCACUGUGUAAGGAGACGGAGAUAUGCCAGGUGACAGAGACGUACUGUGUAAGGAGACGGGAGAUAUUCCCGGUGACAGACGCACUGUGUAAGGAGACGGAGAUAUCCCAGGUGACAAAGACUCAAUGUGAGACGGAGAUAUUCCCGGUGACAGACGCACUGUGUAAGGAGACGGAGAUAUUCCCGGUGACAGACGCACUGUGUAAGGAGACGGAGAUAUGCCAGGUGACAGAGAUGUACUGUGUAAGGAGACGGGAGAUAUUCCAGGUGACAGACGCACUGUGUAAGGAGACGGAGAUAUUCCCGGUGACAGACGCACUGUGUAAGGAGACGGAGAUAUCCCAGGUGACAAAGACUCAAUGUGAGACGGAGAUAUUCCCGGUGACAGACGCACUGUGUAAGGAGACGGAGAUAUUCCCGGUGACAGACGCACUGUGUAAGGAGACGGAGAUAUCCCAGGUGACAGAGACAUACUGUGUAAGGAGACGGAGAUAUCCCAGCUGA